Molecule: messenger RNA, 249 nt
Organism: Gongylonema pulchrum
Lineage: Eukaryota; Metazoa; Nematoda; Chromadorea; Rhabditida; Gongylonematidae
Source: the annotation of a GenBank genome assembly
AUGAGCAACUCGACUGGUGGCAGCGGAUAUCCCGGCGGCAGUUGCUUUCCUUCUGAUUACGACAUCGAAAUCAACAACCUGAUUGUUGAAGCCCGCCGUUUUGUCGCUGUCUCACACUUAUUUUGGUGUAUUUGGUCAUUCCUGCUAGCGGAAGAGUCGCCUAUUGAAUUUGAUUACCUCAGCUAUGGACUAGAUAGGCUUGCAUUGUAUUAUGAAAGCAAAUCUCUGCUUCUCGAAUACCUCCACUAA